This is a messenger RNA of Hansenula ciferrii, 2115 nucleotides long. It is a transcript of the gene RIM8, whose product is annotated as Rim8p. The record is from RefSeq and is a predicted model, not a curated record. Gene Ontology annotation, molecular function: protein-macromolecule adaptor activity; ubiquitin protein ligase binding. Gene Ontology annotation, cellular component: cytoplasm; cytosol; plasma membrane. Gene Ontology annotation, biological process: ubiquitin-dependent endocytosis. The coding region runs from base 1 to 2115 and encodes 704 amino acids. Lineage: Eukaryota; Fungi; Ascomycota; Saccharomycetes; Phaffomycetales; Wickerhamomycetaceae. The transcript has a single exon.
AUGAGGCGCGCAGUGCAACGCUUCCUGCCCUCAAGAACUCAAAGUUCAGGCUCUACAACUUCUAUCAAAAAGGCGUUGAAAUUUGAUAGUAUAAAUUUGAUACAAGAUUUUUAUAUAGACCUUGAUGAACCACACAAAAUAUUCAAACCUGGUGAAAAUAUCAAGGGUACUAUAAUAUUGGAUUUAAAGAGAAACAUAACAGAUAUAAACAUUACAAUGACUCUGGUGGGGUUCAUAAAAGUCAAACAAACAAAUAACACUGCAGCGGUUAGAAGUAAACCAACAUUAUUAUUUAGAAAUACCACUGUAAUAUAUGGGGAAGAAUCAAAUAAAGAAAAUGAAUAUAGUGGUGAACAGUCACAAGAAAAUAUAGAGUUACCUUUAUCAGGCUUAACAAAAGGUGAACAUAGAUUUCCAUUCUCUAUAAGACUACCCAGAAGAAAUAUUUAUACAUCAAUCACUUUUGAAAAAGGUUCAAUAUCAUACUCUUUAAGAGGUUCAAUAAAUCACACAAGACUACAAUCACCAACCACAUCUUUGACAUCAUCCCCAGCAUCUUUACAAUCACAAUCUCCAAAUAGUCUAAUACCAACAACUAAAAAUUCAAUACAACAUUGUGACAAGAAUUUACAAAUAAUAGUACCCAUUAAUGUGGCAAAAAUACCCAAACCUUCAACUAAAGUUGCCGUUUUGAAAAUAUCAGAUAAAGCUUUGAAGAAGACAGUUUCUUCAACUUCAACAGUUAAUUCAAAUACCACUCAAUUUACAGUGGCUAGUGAUAAUAGUAUUGAAUCUUUGAACAACAACAACAAUAAUGAUAAUAACAGUAAUAAUAAUACAUCACAACCAAGUAAUCCAAUACCAGGUCAGCAAGGUGCCAAAUUAUAUGUUGAUUUACCAGAAUCAGGUUAUCUACGAGGUGAAACAGUUCCUUUGAAGAUUAGAGUUCAACAUUACAAACCAAUUCAGUCAUCUGCUGGUGUCAUUGUGACUUUGAUUAGAAUAUGUAGGGUUGAUAAUGGCCCUGAAGCUCCAAUUCAAUCUUUUAGAAAAGAUCUGUCACAAACCAUUGCACCACUUUAUAUUGAUCCAGCAUCACUGACUGCAGAUAUCAGUACAUCAUUAAAAGUACCAUUGGAAUCGUUCCCUACUAUAGUUGGAUCUGGAUUAGUUACAUUUCAGUAUUAUGUUGAAGUUUUAGUUAAUAUUUCAAGUAAAAAUUUGAUUACAAAUAACGGGACCAGUUCAACAUGUUCCAAAAGUUCCAAAACUAAAUUUUCACAUAGUUUAGUUUUCAAUACUGAAGAUCCUCAAGAAAUGGAAAUGUCUAGGUCAGAAACUGGUGUUCUGAAUGUUGACAGAUUGAAAAGAAUUAAAAAUUUCCUGGGCUUAAAUACUGAAAUCAUUAUAGGUACUGAAAGAUCUCAUAAAAAUGGUUCAUUGGGUAAGAAAACAGUUGUUGGAAAUGCACUUCAUCAUAACAAUGGUCAUAUUAAUAAUUCAAGCUCUACAAAUAGUCUAUAUCGUGAGGAUAGUCAAAAUGGUGAUAGCCCAAUCAUUAUGGAUUCUGACAAUUCAAUAAUUGAAGGAUUUUCUCAAACUUCAAUUAGUCCUUUGAGUAUUAAUGGUACAUCAAAUGGUGUUGUUUCUAAUGGUAAUCAAACAAAUGGUAAUACAAGUGUUGUGUCAACAGGUGAAGAAAUUCCAAUACCUGAAGAAGAUCCUCACUUAUCAGAGAAGGAAAUAUUAAGAAUUAGAGAAGCUGCCCUGUUACCAUCAGAGCCAAUUAUUAAUGAUGAUGACACACCAGCACCAAGUUAUUCACUAAACUCCUCAGAUCUUCCACCACUCCCUGAAUCCAACACAUCAAUAACAGCUGAUCAUAGUGUAACUUUGAACGGCAUUGCACCAGCUGUAACAAGUACUUCAAACUCAACAUACACAAAUCAGUCAACAGAUAAAGCUGAAUUGGAAAGAAGAAGAUUACAAGAACUGGAAAGUGAACCACCUGAAUUUGAUUAUGUUCCAGAAUAUAAUCCUGCUGGACAGGAUAGGUUAGUUCAUGUUAGUACUCAAGAAAGUGAAAAUGGCACACUUCGACCAAGUUCUCCAUGA